UUCACAGCCCAACCCCAACUCCCAAACACACACAACACUAACAGUUUCCUCACUCACUCUUAGCUCAGCUCUCUUUCUCUGUCUCUCUUAGUUUACAAUAUCACUCUCCUUCUCCAACACACAAACACUGAGAUAGAUAAGAAAAUAGAAGUGAAAGAGUGCUAUAUAUGGAGUGUUUCUAAAAGCUAACUAGGGGUUGAAGCUAGCUAGACCUGUGUUUUUGUUUUUUUUGGCACUUUUUCUUAUCUUUGGCAAUUGGGUUUUGUUAAUGGGUCUUACUUCUUUGCAAGUUUGCAUGGAUUCUUCUGACUGGUUACAGGGCACAAUUAACGAUGAAUCUGGAAUGGAUUCUUCUUCACCCUCUGGGGACAUGCUAACAUGUUCAAGGCCCUUGAUAGAGAGGCGGCUGAGGCCACCGCAUGACCAAGCUCUCAAGUGUCCAAGGUGUGACUCAACGCACACCAAGUUUUGCUACUACAACAACUACAGCCUCUCUCAGCCAAGGUACUUUUGCAAGACCUGUAGAAGGUAUUGGACCAAAGGUGGCACCCUCAGGAACAUUCCUGUGGGUGGUGGGUGUAGAAAGAACAAGAAGGUUUCAUCUAAAAAACCCAAUGACCAACCCAACCAAAACCACCUUGGAUCAUCAUCAUCAUCUCACAACCCUACUGAUCUUCAGCUUUCAUUUCCAGAGGUGCAAUAUUCACAGUUUAGUAAUAUACUUGGCACACAUGGGGCACUUGGUAACCCUACUUUCAUGGAGGCUAAGUAUAAUAAUAAUGGAAUGCUUGAGAAUUCCAUUAGGCCUAUUGAUUUUAUGGAGAAUAAGUUGGAAGCUAUAGUUGGGAAUUCUAGGAACUAUGAUUUCAUGGGGAAUGGUGAUCACUUAGGUAUGGUUGGUGGGCUUGGUGAUCAUCUUAGUGGUCAUAGUUUGGCACCACAAUUUGGUCUGUGCUCUCCAUUUGGGAUGUCCAAUAUUGAUGGGAAUAGUGGGACUUUCAUGGACACAUGCCAGAGGUUAAUGCUACCAUAUGAUCAUGCAAAUGAUCAGGACCAUAAUGCAAUGGAUGUGAAGCCAAACACUAAGCUCUUGUCCCUUGAUUGGCAAGACCAAGGUUGUUCUGAUGCUGGAAAGGACUCGUUUGCUUAUAUCAACGGUCUAGGAUCUUGGUCUGGCAUGAUGAAUGGUUAUGGACCAUCCACGACUAAUCCAUUAGUUUAAGCUAGUUAAUCUUGAGUACCUA
Messenger RNA from Quercus lobata, 1244 nucleotides. RefSeq names its product Dof-type zinc finger DNA-binding family protein (gene HCA2). The transcript has 2 exons. Bases 269 to 1222 code for a protein of 317 amino acids. Gene Ontology annotation, biological process: regulation of DNA-templated transcription. Gene Ontology annotation, molecular function: DNA binding; DNA-binding transcription factor activity. NCBI's taxonomy places the organism in Eukaryota, Viridiplantae, Streptophyta, Magnoliopsida, Fagales, Fagaceae. The record is from RefSeq and is a predicted model, not a curated record.